This is a messenger RNA of Argiope bruennichi, 1986 nucleotides long. RefSeq names its product unconventional myosin-XV-like. Lineage: Eukaryota; Metazoa; Arthropoda; Arachnida; Araneae; Araneidae. Gene Ontology annotation, cellular component: cytoskeleton. The coding region runs from base 98 to 1903 and encodes 601 amino acids. The transcript has 17 exons. The record is from RefSeq and is a predicted model, not a curated record.
UCGGAUUAGUCAGAAUGUUGUUCGAAGCUGAAAGAAGAGUUGUUGCCUUAAUUUCUUUGGUUUUCGGACAUGAAUUGUAUUCUGCAAGUGUCUGUUUAUGAAAGCAGGUGAAAGCCAUUUCUCGCCAAUGAAGUCUUUCGCAGAUGAGAAGACCGCCUUGGCGUGGGCCGGGUGCAGAAAAGGCAAUUCGACGUUCUUCGUGAUGAGCGAGAACAGUACGGAGAAUGCACCGGAGCACAGGCCAGCCGGAGCGUCGGCAGAGAGACACUCGUUCUUGCAGUACGCUAUGCUGCAUUUCAGAGAGAAUCCGCUCAGGGGCGAGCAAGGUAUGCAACACGGAGGUUCUAUGAGAGGUACAACAAAGAUAAUCGACUACUUAACGAGGAAAAGAACGAAAAAAGGUCACUUUUCGGACUGGACAUGGAAAGAACUGACAGAUAAAGUCAAGUAUUCACCGUUUCCAAUUGUAACAUCACUACUCAAAUUGGAAUCAGAGUAUUUGAACAGAUUAGCUGUUGAUAGUUUCACAGCUAUCAUGAGAUAUAUGGGUGAUUUACCCUUAGGCCUACAUCAGAGGGAAGUAGAAUGUGUUUAUAAUAUUUUAGUGAUCUGUCAUCAUCAUCCAGCUCUAAGGGAUGAGCUUUACUGUCAGCUGAUGAAACAGACAACCAACAAUAAAAGUUUAAACCAAGACAGUAGUAUUCGUGGUUGGAGACUAUUGGCAUUUGUGGCUGCUUUUUUCCGAUGUUCCGAAAGUUUGAUGCCUUAUCUCAUGAAAUAUUUAGACACAGCAGCACAAGAUGACAGAAGAAUAGAGCAAGCUACUGCAAAAAUAUGCAUUGCAAAUUUUAAACAAACAGUAAAAUAUGGAGGACGACGUAAUGUUCCAAGUGAGAAUGAAGUUUGCUGUAUGACAGAAGGUAAAUUAAGCAAACAGCAUACUUAUUUCCUACCUGGAGGCCUACAAAUAGCUCUUCAAACCUCAGCAUCCACGGUUGUGGAAGACAUUGUUAGAUGCAUCAGCCACAAAAUGGGAAUUGAGGAUGAAGUGGAGUGCAGGGAGUUUUCACUGUAUUGCAUUGUAGAAGGAGAUCAAUACACAAUGCCACUAGAGAGAGAUGAAUAUAUUCUUGAUCUAGUUGCAGAACUAGAAAAGAACGAAAAUAUUUACUAUCUUGUGUUUUGCCGUUCUGUGUGGAAUUUCCCAUUAAGAUUAGAUUCUGAAUUAUAUAUAGAUAUUAUUUUUCAUCAAAUUGUACCAGAUUAUUUAGAAGGUUAUCUACUAAUUUUACCUUCCCAUCAUGUAAAAAUUUCACAAGAGACACAGGAAGAAUUAUUACGAAUUACGGUACUUCUCCAUAAAGCCAGAGGAAGCAAUAUUUCACCUACUGAAAAAGAUAUGCUAAGCUUGCUUCCCAAAACAACCCUGGAAACAUUCAGCAAGAACACAGAAUCCAGUAUGAAUUAUAUUUCUCGACUGUGGGAUGACAUAAUUCCACUGAAUGCAACAGAAGCAAAAGCACAAUGUUUGGAAAUAUUGCAGAAAUGGCCACUCUUUGGCUCAUGUUUUUUUGGAAUAAAGAUGUUAGAAGAUAAUAAUGAAGAAGAAUCGAUACUUGCAAUAAAUAAAACGGGAGCAAAUGUUUUAGACAUCCAAUCCCAUGAGACAUUGUGGAGAUUCAGUUUUUCUGCUAUCUGUACACCAAGCAAUAUAGUUGAGCUGCAAGGAACAACUUAUGCAGAUGUAGUUUUUGGAGAUGAAACUAUCCAGAAAAUUAUACGACUCCAAAUUGAUCAUGCCCAUGAAGUAACAAGACUUAUUAAGCAGUAUGAAGUAAUACAAAUACAGAGUGAAACAAAGAAUGUAUCAAUGGAUUAUCCAGCAGUCAUGAUUAAAAUAUAACAAACAAAAAAUUAUAUUUGUGAGAAAAGCCAUCUAGUUAGCAUCUAUAUUUAUAAACAAGAGCUCUCACAAUUCAUUCAAAC